Molecule: messenger RNA, 120 nt
Organism: Sclerotinia sclerotiorum 1980 UF-70
Lineage: Eukaryota; Fungi; Ascomycota; Leotiomycetes; Helotiales; Sclerotiniaceae
Exons: 1
Coding region: 1-120 (39 amino acids)
Source: RefSeq, a predicted model, not a curated record
AUGAUACGGGCAUGGAGUAGCAAUGACUUGGUGAUGCCGGGGUGUGACACACGCCAAAUGAAGGAGGGUAGUAUCGUGGCGCGAAUGGCGAACGAUGUAUGGAAGAGAGAGGGUAGUUGA